ACCAACACAAAGGAGCGAAUUAUGGAGAAACUACUGCUGAGUCUACUUGGUCUGCAGACAGUAAUGGGGACGGGACACUGGUGUGAACACAGGACACAAGAAAGGGUGGAACAAGUCCUGUCCCCCCGCCUGCAGCUAGAGGUGAGGUGUUCAGAGGUGUAUCAGUACAACACCCAAGGAUGGAGGCUGGAUGUGGACAGGAUGCGAGUCAAACACGGGGGCGAUGAUGGUAUAGCUCUGUACUACAAACAGCAGGGCUCCGAGGCAUCCUGUUUCAUGUACAAACCGCCAGAGAUCCAGAGCCAGAUGCUGAACAAGACAGCGAGAGCAUGUUGUGAGGGCUGGGCUGGCCCGCGCUGCUCUGAGGCUGUGGGUGUGCGUGGUCAGUGCUACUCUACGUGGAACUGUGUGGAAUUCCCUGGAGUUCAUAAUUCCUCACUUAUGCCCAUGGAGCAGUGUUGCAGCACUCUGUGGGGACUGAGCUGGAGGAAUGCUUCAGACCACACAUGUUUGUCUUGCACUUACACUUUGCUUCCAGAUUCCCAAACCUCUCCUCUGAUGCGCUUUGGUCUGCCGGGUAGUGCCAGCGUUCCUCAGAGCUCAGCCACCUGCAUGUCCUGGGGUGGAGUCCACUACCGUACCUUUGACAGGAAGCACUUCCACUUCCAGGGCAGCUGUACUUACCUGCUGGCCUCAUCUACUGAUGGCACCUGGGCUGUCUACAUCAGUACAGUUUGUGAUGGGAGAGAAGACUGCAGUAAGGCACUAAGGAUGAUGCUGGGUCUUGACUUGGUUGCAGUACAUCGCAGGAAUUUAACCCUGAACAAUCUGCACAUUCCAAACGGACAGCCACUUUUUCAAAAUGGAGUAAGUGUGCAUUGGCUGGGAGACUUUGUGUUUGUGGAGAGUGGCCUGGGGGUCAGAGUAAAGUUUGAUUUGGUGAACACAGUAUACCUGACAGUGACCGCUGAGCACAUGGCAGCCACCAGGGGGUUAUGUGGAAUCUACAACAACAAUGCCGACGAUGAUUUCACCACAACGGGUGGAUCCGUGUCCCAGUAUGCUGCCAGCUUUGGCAACUCAUGGAAAGUUCCGGACCAACACAGCGAAGGCUGCAGUGAUGCAGCUGAGCUUGGUCACAGCUGUGACGUGACAGGAGACACUGCGCUACGUCAGGAGGCAGAGUCAGUGUGCCGCCGACUCUUGGAAAACCCCUUCACUCAUUGCCAUCCUCAGCUGGACCCAGCAGCCUACAUAGACACCUGUCUUUACCUGUUUUGCAGCCUGCCAGCCAAAGAGAGGGAGGGGGCAGUGUGUGACACCCUGGCUAGCUACGCCCGAGAGUGUGCCCAACAGCACAUCAUCUUAAUGUGGAGGACACCCACCCUGUGUGACCGUGUCUGUCCCAGAGGUCAGGUGUUUUCAGACUGCAUAUCAUCCUGUCCUCCCAGUUGUACUUCUCCACAGCCCCCCGCAGCCAUGGGCCAGUGCAGGGACGAGUGUGUUGGAGGAUGCGAGUGCCCUCCAGGCCUCUAUUUUCACCAGGGAAGGUGUCUGAAAAGAGAUGAUUGUCCUUGCUUUCAUCGCAGACGCACAUACCAGUCAGGGGACAAAAUACAACAGAGAUGCAACACCUGUGUGUGUAGCUCGGGUCAGUGGCAGUGUACUGGGGAGAAGUGUGCGGCAGAGUGCGCCCUGAUGGGCGGUUUACAGGUGACCACUUUUGACAAAAAGAGGUACUCACUGCAGGGAAGCGACUGCUCCUUCCUUGCUGUGGAGGACUUUGUUGACAGGAAGGUAGUUGUGAGUGUACGCUGUGGAGAAUGUACGGCAGGGGGAGGGGAAGGAGGAGGGGGGUGUCUAAAGGAGAUGUCAGUAACAGCUCUCCGGACCACAGUCACCAUCACAGACACCGGUUCAGUGACACUGAAUGGCCAGAAGGAAGCGGUGCCCUUGGUAACAGGGGAUCUAGCUGUGCUUAAGGCCUCCUCCUCAUUUCUGCUCAUCCAGAUGUUUGGAGCCCAGAUUCUGUGGUACCUAGAUGGACCCUUGGCGUUCAUCACCUUGCAGCCUGGCUUUGGAAACAAGGUGCACGGCCUGUGUGGAACACUGACCUGGAACCAGCGUGACGACUUUACCACCCCAGAAGGAGAUGUGGAGAACAGCGUGACAUCCUUUGUGGCGAAAUUCACAACAGCGCUCUGCACCCUGCCUGGAGGAGCUGCACCAGAGGCCUGCUCCACGUACACCCAGAGGCGGCAGUAUGCAGAGACUGUGUGUGCUGUCCUCCACAGCCCCAUCUUUCAGUUGUGUCACGACGUGGUGGAGAGGGAGCCAUAUUUCCGUCUCUGUCUGUCAGAGGUUUGCAGCUGUGUGCCGCAGGGAUCCUGUCACUGCACCGUCCUCACUGCCUAUGCCCGACACUGUGCUCAGGAAGGUGUUGUGGUCCAGUGGCGCAACCGCACCUUCUGCACAAUGCAGUGUUCAGGGGGUCAGGUGUACCAGGAGUGCGGUCGCACUUGUGGGAACUCAUGCUCAGAUUUGAGACACAGCUGGAGCUGUGAUGACAGUCGCAGUCAAAGCUUGUGUGUUCCAGGCUGCCAGUGCCCACCAGGGCUUGUGCAGGACCAGCAGGGUCAGUGUGUUCCCAUCUCUUUGUGCCCAUGCAUGCAAGGAGCAGUGAUGUAUUCACCUGGGGCCAUGGUUCAAAAUAGCUGCAACACCUGUGUGUGUGAGCAGGGAUUGUUUAACUGCACUCAAGAGCUCUGUGAGGAGGUGAACCAGUGCCCCGGCACUCUGGUCUACUCCCCACGCUCCUGCCUCCUCACCUGCUCGAGCCUGGACCCUCCUGGCCAACAGCAGGGCUCAAGCGUCAUGCAGUCAAGCUGCAGAGAGCCCCUGUCUGGCUGUGUGUGUCCACAGGGGACUGUCUUACUAGGCGACCGCUGUGUUCUGCCAGAUGAAUGUCCAUGUCACCACAAUGGUCGACUUUAUUACAGCAAUGACACCAUCACUAAGGACUGCAACACAUGUGUGUGCAAUGAGCGUCGCUGGCACUGUGGCCGCUCUGCCUGUGCUGGUGUAUGUGUGGCAACGGGGGACCCACACUAUGUGACGUUCGACGGUCGUUGCUACUCUUUCCUGGGUGACUGCCAGUACGUGUUAGCCAGGGAGACCAGCGGCUUAUUCAGCGUCACGGCGGAGAACGUGCCGUGUGGAAGCACGGGAGUCACCUGCACAAAAUCAGUCACCCUCAGUCUGGGAAACACGGUCAUACAUCUUCUAAGAGGUAAUGCUGUGACAGUAAAUGGGAUGCCAGUUAGCCUACCAAAGUCUUACAGUGGCAGUGGCCUAACUUUGGAAAAAGUUGGCCUGUUUGUGUCCCUCUCGUCACGUCUUGGAGUCACUUUGCUGUGGGAUGGAGGUAUGCGUGUGUAUGUGCGUUUGGCGGCCCAUCUUCGUGGUCGGGUCGGGGGCCUGUGUGGUAACUUUGAUGGGGACACAGAGAACGACUUCACAACACGGCAGGGAAUUGUGGAAUCGACAGCCGAGCUGUUUGGAAACUCUUGGAAGGUCAGCCCAUCCUGCCCUGACGUGGCAGACCAGGACCUCCGGGACCCCUGCGCUCUGAACCCCCACAGAGUGACAUGGGCCAGGAAAAAAUGUGCUGUGCUGACUCAGGGACUCUUCUCAAGGUGCCACCCUGAGGUGCCCUUUCAGCAGUAUUAUGACUGGUGUGUCUUUGAUGCUUGUGGCUGUGACUCAGGUGGAGACUGUGAGUGUCUCUGUACAGCCAUCGCUACCUACGCCGAAGAGUGUAACCGGCGAGGGGUCUACAUCCACUGGCGGUCCCAGGAGCUCUGUCCUCUGCAGUGUGACAACGGGCUGGUUUAUGAUCCCUGUGGUCCAGCUUGCUCGCGUUCAUGUCCAACCAUUCAGCAAAGUCCACAUUCCAGCUCCGAUGCUGUUUCCUGUGUGGAGGGCUGCUUCUGUCCUGCAGGCACUGUCCGACAUGGCGACAGCUGUGUAGCUCCCAGCCAGUGUCCGUGUGAGUGGGAUGGCUCCUUGUUUCCAGCUGGAGCUGCUGUCACUCAACACUGCCAGAACUGCUCCUGUGAGGAGGGUGUUUGGAAGUGUGAUGGUGUGGCUUGCCCUCCUCCCUCCCCUCCCUGUCUGGAGUCAGAGUUUACCUGUGCUGGGGGACGCUGCAUCCCCACCCAGUGGGUGUGUGACAAUGAAGACGACUGUGGUGACGGUUCAGAUGAGAUCUGUCCAUCCACCUACUGUGGUGUGGUUUGUGAUGAAGGGGAGUUCCUGUGUGCGGGGGGACGAUGUAUUCUGUACCUCCAUCGAUGCGAUGGCCACGAUGACUGUGGGGACCUCAGUGAUGAGAGAGGCUGUGUGUGCGCACCAGGAGAGUUUCAGUGUCGAGGAGACCAGUGCGUUCCCGCCGACAGAGUGUGUGAUGGAACCAAAGACUGUCCCUCUGGAAGCGAUGAGGCUGUUUGUCCAAGUAAAGUGACCUGUGCUCCGGACCAGUUUGCCUGUGGUGAUGGUACAUGUGUUGCCAUCACUAAGCUGUGUGAUGGAGCUACUGACUGUUCAGGAAGAGAGGACGAGAACAGAACCAACUGCUUCACCAGUACCACAACACCAUCACUCCUGCCUGUCACACCAACGUCUGCUUGCAGGUCUUAUGAGUUCAGCUGUGCCACUGUUGGGCAGUGUGUGCCUCAGGCCUGGCGCUGCGAUGGAGAAACAGAUUGUAUGGAUGGCAGUGAUGAGCAGCAAUGUGGCGCCCCGUGUGGCUCCGGCCAGGUGCCUUGUGUCAGUGGGGACCAGUGCGUGGAAUACCAGCAGCUCUGUGAUGGGACCCCACAUUGCAGGGAUACGUCAGAUGAGAGUAUCGACAACUGUGGCUCUACCCGGAUACCUCCCUGUUUAGGCAGCUUCCCAUGUGACAACCGCACCUGUGUGAACAUGUCACAGGUCUGCAAUGGUGUCCCAGACUGUCCACGGGGCGAAGAUGAGUUGGUGUGUGAUAAAACUGUCUCACCAGCACUUCCUGGCAGCAACACCACUGUCACCUGCUCUGAGUUCACCUGUAUGGAUGGAACCUGUGUGCCUUUUAACGUGGUGUGUAAUGGUGUUCCAGACUGCCCAGACUCCUCAUUAGGGUCGCUCGGAGACCCCACAGACGAGCAGGGCUGUAAAACCUGGAGCUCCUGGGGCCCUUGGAGUCCUUGCAGCACCACCUGUGGGACGGGCUUCAUGAGCCGGGAGAGAUCAUGCCCUCCAGGGGACCCGCUGCACCACUGCCGGGGUCAGGACAUCCAGAGGCAGGAGUGUUUCAAUACCACCUGUCCUGUUGAUGGUCGAUGGCUGCCGUGGGGGAGCUGGUCAAACUGUUCCAGUGGUUGUGGUGGAGUUCAGGUCAGAAACAGAGCAUGCACACCUCCUCUCUAUGGAGGACAGGACUGUUCCCAGCUCCCAGGACCAUCUAAUCUGUCCAUGGAGACCAAACCAUGUCUGAAUGAUGGAUGUGACAACACCAGCUGUCCCACAGGCUUGGUUAGACACAGCUGUGCUCCCUGCCCACUGUCCUGUGCCCACAUCAGCAGUGAGUCCACCUGUGAUCCCAGCGCACCCUGCUUCUCAGGAUGCUGGUGCCCAGAGGGGCAGGUGAUGAGCCACACACAGCAGUGUGUGUCACCAGAGGAGUGUGUGUGUGAGGUGGCGGGUGUGCGCUACUGGCCGGGCCAGCAGAUCAAAGUGGACUGUGAGGUUUGUGUGUGCGAGACAGGAAGGCCACAGAGGUGUCAGCCCAACCCUGACUGCUCCAUCCACUGUGGAUGGUCAUCAUGGUCUGAGUGGGGAGAGUGCUUGGGGCCGUGUGGUGUGCAGAGCGUUCAGUGGUCCUUCCGCAGCCCAAACAACCCCCCCAAACAUGGAGAUGGUAGGACGUGCAGAGGAAUUUACAGGAAGGCUCGCCGGUGUCAGACAGCCCCCUGUGAGGAGUGUGAGUAUCACGGUCAGUCCCACACAGUAGGCGACAGAUGGCGGUCAGACCAGUGUCAGCUAUGCCGCUGUCUUCCCAACCUCACAGUGCAGUGCUCCCCCUACUGUCCAUACGCUGCCACUGGCUGCCCUCAGGGCCAAAGUCUGGUGCCUGGAGAGGGAGACAGGUGUUGCUACUGCCAAGGUGAAAAUGACACAAUACUUACAACAAUUGGUCCUGUCACUGUGACCUCCAAGCCAGCACAGGUCACUACACCCCUGAUUCCCACAUACCCUCUUCCUCCUGGAGAGGAAUGCUGGUCUCCCCUGGGUGUCCAGUCUCUUCCUGCCUCAAGUUUCAGUGCCUCUUCACAGCAGGCCGGUCACCCCCCUGAUGCAGCUCGUCUGCAUGCGUGGGACCCUCACAGUGACCUCCAGGGCUGGAGUCCAGAACCAGAGGAGUAUAAGGACCUACCACAGCGGAGGCCUGACAGCUACACCGGCAACACACAGAGUCCCUACAUACAGAUAGACCUGCUAAAGCCAUACAACAUCACUGGUGUGUUGACCCAGGGUGGAGGUGUGUUUGGCACAUUUGUGUCCAGCUUCUUCCUCCAGUUCAGCCGGGAUGGAAAUCAGUGGUACACUCACAAGGAGCUGGUCACUGAUGCCCCACCCAGAGCCAAGGUUUUUCUCGGUAAUCACGAUGAUCGAGGAGUGACGGAGAGCAGACUGGACAGGAUCGUGUCGGCUCAGUUUGUCCGCCUCUUGCCCCAUGACUUCCAGAAUGGCAUCUAUCUUCGCCUUGAGAUCAUGGGCUGUGGCGAUGGUUCUCGCUGGUUAACAUCACCCAGUCCUCCCUCACCAGUCUCCCCAGCAGGUGGCUGCAGAGAGAAAGAGUUCCAAUGUGAGAACGGUCGCUGCGUGCCAGCAGGUCCUCUGGGCGUAGUCUGCGAUGGCGUCAAUGAUUGCGGGGACAGUUCGGACGAGACCCACUGUGGUACGCAGCCUUCCACUACAGCCACCAGUCCACGUAGCUGCCCUGCUGGUCAGUUCUCCUGCCCCCCACCAGGGGGCUGCAUUGAGGCAUGGAAGCGUUGUGAUGGAAAUCCCCACUGUCCCAGAGGAGAGGAUGAAAGUGGAUGCCACCCUCAUGACAACAUUACAGCCCAGCCGUACACACCCCCGCCUGCCCCGCUGAGGACUCCAUCUAUGGCUGCUGUCACACAUCCUGCUGACGGUGGCCCGGGAUAUCACGGUAUCUGCUCCUCUCCGCUUGGACUGGAGGAUGGGAGAAUCCAUUACGGUCAGCUCACCUCGUCCUCCCAUCGGGAGAACAACCCUGCCGAUGCCGGGCGGCUGAAUAUAGUCCCAAACAUCCAGGUGAUGGAGCCCGGUUGGAGCCCGUUACCUACAGACCCUCAGCCGUAUUUUCAGGUGGAUUUCUUGGAGCCCAUGUGGGUGUCAGGCGUGGUGACACAGGGCACUGAGCGAAUGUGGGGUUCCCUCACCAAAUACCGCCUGGCGUUUGCCCUGCACGGCAGCCUUUUCACAGACUUUACUGAGAAUGGGAAGCCCGAUGGCCCUGCUAAGGUGUUUGAGGUACGGAUGGUGGGCAGGACCCCCGUGACCCGCUGGCUCGGUCGGCUGGUCAGAGCUCGCUACGUGCGCAUCAUGCCUGCAGAGUACAGGCACACAUUUUACCUGCGCGUGGAGAUCCUCGGCUGCCGAGGAGAUGAGCUGGUGACCCCCAGCAGUGUGACAACAUCUCCCUCUGGUGGUGGGAAAGUGACAGUGCAGCGCUGUGAACCUGGUCAGUUUUUCUGCCAGCACAGUGACGAGUGCAUCUCUGUGUCUUUGCUCUGUGAUGGUCGACCAGACUGCAAGGAUCAUUCUGAUGAGAUCGGCUGUGGUACAGCUCCAACAAGAGGCUUUCCAGGUCUGCAAAACCAGACCAGCUCUACAGGGAGACCAGCUAUCCAUGGUGACCACACAACAGGUGCCCCAGGCCUACAUACCACCAGGUCUCAGGGCGGACUUCCUGGAGUGCCAACAUCAGGAGUCACAGAACCUACUCGAUCACAGAAGAUCACAACUGCUGGUCAUCCUGGGCUGCAUCUCAGCACGCGGUUCGACUCCGGUACGCCCGGUCUUCGAUCCACAAAAGCCCCAGUGAUCACCACCAGCCCGCGUGAUACCGGCUCACCCAGAGUGAUUUGCGUGCAGGGCCAGUUUGCGUGCGGAUCGUUUGGUUGUGUCGACUCAGCACAAGUGUGCGAUGGGAUACGGCACUGUUUGGACGGGUCAGACGAGCAGCACUGUGGCACCACAGCCAGGCCGGCGGUGACUCCGCAGCGGCCCACGGUGCCCAGCCCGUGCUCUCCCAAGCAGUUCUCCUGUGACAGUGGGGAGUGUGUUCACCUGGACCGCAGGUGUGAUCUGCAGAAGGACUGCGUAGAUGGAUCUGAUGAAAAAGACUGUGUGGACUGCGUCAUGUCCCCGUGGACAGCGUGGAGCGCCUGCAGUGUGUCAUGUGGUCUUGGCUCCUUGUUCCGGCAGAGGGACAUGUUAAGGGAAGCUCUGCCCGGAGGAGCUUGUAGCGGGGAUCCAUUUGACAGUCGAGCCUGCUUUCCUCAAGCGUGUCCAGUUAAUGGUCACUGGUCAGAGUGGACAGAGUGGUCGGAAUGUGACGCCCGCUGUGGAGGAGGAGUCAGGCAGAGGAACCGGACCUGCUCGGCGCCGCCCCCUAAGAACGGUGGAGGGGACUGCGAGGGGAUGACCAGGCAGAGCCAGAGCUGCAACAGCCAGCCCUGCACCAAAGACACGGACAUACAGACAGGUUGUGUCCUUGGCAUGGUGGUGGUAACAGAGGAAGACUGUCAGGCCGGGAGAGUCGAUCCCUGUCCUCCUACUUGCUCACAUCUCAGCCUGGACAGAAACUGCACUGCUGAGUGCAUUUCGGGCUGUCGUUGUCCCUACGGGCUGUACCUUCAACAGGGACGAUGUGUGAAUUCGAGCCAGUGCGUCUGUCACUGGGAUGGCCAAACACUGCAUCCGGGACAGGUGGUCCCCAGGGACCAGUGUACCACGUGUAAGUGCAGAGAUGGGCAAGUGACAUGUGACAGAUCCAGCUGUGUUGCAACCUGUCACUGGUCAGCCUGGUCGUCAUGGUCACCUUGUGAUGUAACCUGUGGUCUGGGGCUACAACAACGUUACAGGUCUCUUCCAGCAGGAGCAGUCAGAGGUCAGCCCUGUCCAGGAGACUCGUCUGAGGCUCAGAGCUGCUCCAGCACAUGCUUCCCUGCGCUACCAGGUGGGACAUGGAGUAAGUGGACCGGCUGGUCAGAGUGCAGUAAAACGUGUUUCAAUCACGUAGAUGAUGUGGGGGUGAGGCGACGAUUCCGCAGCUGCACGCCGUUUAACCACACGCAGCCCGCCUGCGAUGGAGACAGGGAGGAGCAGGAGCCGUGCAACACUGAGCACUGCCCGGUGCCCGGUGGCUGGUCAGCCUGGUCGGCCUGGUCUCAGUGUUCGUCCAGGUGUGACUCUGGUGUCCAGACAAGAGAGCGGUUGUGUAAUUCCCCCACACCACAGCAUGGAGGUAAAAGCUGUUCUGGGCCUCACAUUCAGACACGCGACUGCAACUCUCAGCCCUGCUCAGGCGUGUGUCCAGAGGGCAUGACGUAUAUGACGGUACGAGAGUGCGAGGCUCAAGGGGGCGCGUGUCCACGGGUGUGCUUGGACAUGACCUCCACAGAGGUACAGUGUGCCACCACCUGUUACGACGGCUGCUACUGCGCCCCAGGCUUCUACCUGCUCAACAGCAGCUGCGUGCCCCUGGCACAGUGCCCGUGUUACCACCAGGGGGAGAUGUACCCAGCUGGCGCCACCCUGCCUGUUGAUGCCUGUAAUAACUGCACAUGCACCGAUGGAGAAAUGCAGUGUGGGACAGCUCCCUGCCCCGUGGACUGUGGCUGGAGCAGCUGGACACAGUGGAGUGCCUGCAGCCGGACGUGUGACGUUGGUGUGAGGAGGAGGUAUCGUUCAGGAACCGAUCCUCCUCCUGCGUUCGGUGGUCGUCCCUGCAAAGGAGACAGGGUUGGGAUUGAUACCUGCAGCAUUGAGCCCUGCUUCGGUUUAAAGGAGCCGUGGAGUCCAUGGUCAGAGUGUUCAGUGACGUGUGGAGGAGGAUACAGGACUCGAACCCGCGGACCCAUACGGAUUCACGGCACCACGCAGCAGUUCAGCACCUGCAACCUGCAGCCUUGUGAUGAAGGGAAGAAGUGUCCUCCGGGCCAGGAGUGGAUGCAGUGUAUGAUGGGAGCAGUGUCGUGCAUGGACCUCACAUUGGAUCUCAGCAGGAACUGUACUCCGGGAUGCCGGUGUCCACAAGGGACUGUCCAGCAGGACGGUGUGUGUGUGAGCGAGUCUGACUGUCGCUGUGAUGUAGGCGGAGAGCAGUACAACCCGGGAGACACCGUGCCCUUAGACUGCAGUAACUGUACCUGUGAAGGAGGAAGGCUGGUGACCUGUUCCCGUUUUAGCUGCAAUGUUGAUGGCCAGUGGUCAGCAUGGACUCCCUGGGGUCAUUGUUCGGUGUCUUGUGGAGCAGGCCUUCAGUCUCGGUACCGGUUCUGCUCCAGCCCCCGGCCCUCUGGCAGUGGCCUGCCUUGUACGGGCCCUCACCAUGAGGACCAAGUCUGCAUCAUCGCCCCGUGUGACCGUGAUGGUGGCUGGGGUCAGUGGAGUCAUUGGACGGAGUGUACCAAGUCUUGUGGUGGGGGGGUCCGAAGCAGAAGGAGAAAUUGUGACAGUCCCAGUCCAGAGGGGGAAGGGAAUUACUGUGAGGGGCUGGGAAGUAAAGUCACAUCCUGUAACACCGAGCACUGUCCAGUGGCACCAUGUUCCCAGGUCCCAGGAACAGUGUUCAGCAGCUGUGGGCCAUCCUGCCCUCGCUCCUGUGAUGACCUUACUCACUGUGAGUGGCACUGUGAGCCAGGAUGCUACUGUACAGAGGGAAAAGUCAUGUCUGCUAAUGGGACCGUCUGUUUAGAGAAGGAAGAUUGUCCCUGCCUGGACCUUAACACCGGACGACGACUGGAACCUGGAGACACCAUUGAAGCCAUUGAUGGAUGCAACAACUGCACCUGCGAAGGUGGGAAAUUCAACUGUACUCGAAACCCUUGUCCAGUGUCAGGUGGCUGGUGUGAGUGGUCAGAGUGGACCCCCUGCUCCAGGACCUGUGGAGCAGAGUCGGUGACCCGAUACAGAAGCUGCAGCUGUCCUGAGCCAGAGGCCGGAGGAGAGCCGUGCUCUGGUGAGCAGGAACUGCACAGUGGGGUUGGAGUUCAGAUCCACAGGCAGCCCUGCCCUGUCGUUACUUUCUGUCCAGUUCAUGGCUCGUGGAGUCCCUGGUCCAUGUGGUCAGAGUGUGAUGGAUGCACAGGAUCGUCAACUCGGACCAGAGAGUGUAACAGUCCUCCUGCUAGAUUCGGCGGUCUGCCGUGUCUGGGAGAGGGGAGGCAGAGCCGCCCUUGCAGUGAAAAUCUCACCAUCUGCUCAGACUGUGGUGGAGGCCAGGAAGAAUGGCCUUGUGGGAAGCCCUGUCCUCGCUCCUGUUCAGAUCUCCAUGGUGACACAGAGUGCUUGGACUCCCCUGAGUGUAACGCGACCUGUGGUUGUCCUGGUGACACGGUGCUGCAGGACGGAGUGUGUGUGGUGAGACAGGAGUGUCGCUGCAAAUACCACGACAGCUCUGCUAAUGAUUCAAGCAAUGCAUCGUGGCUAUGGCCCGGUGGAUCUGAUUGGCUGUUUGCAAAUCCAGGAGAGAAAAUUAUCAGUGACUGCAAAAACUGCUCGUGUGAGGCUGGCGUUCUGCAGUGUCAGUCUGUCCCCGGCUGCCAUGUCGACGGUGGCUGGAGCCAAUGGGGAGCCUGGACUGAAUGCUCUCUUUCAUGUGGCGGUGGAGUCAAGUUCAGAAGGCGCCUGUGUGAUAAUCCGUCUCCGCAGAGUGGCGGAAGAGGCUGCCUGGGUGAUGCUGAGCAGCAGAGAGACUGCAACACGCACCUGUGCACAGAGUCAGUGGGCCCGUGGUUGCCGUGGUCUCAGUGGUCCGAGUGCUCGGUCAGCUGCGGUGGAGGGCAGCAGUACCGCUCUCGUCUCUGCAGCCUUCCAGCGUGCAGCGGUCGUCAGAGCAAGAUCUGCAACACCCACGUCUGCCUCGAGGUGGGCUGCCCUCCUGGCAGGCUGUACAGGGAGUGUGAACGAGGAGAAGGUUGUCCUUUCAGCUGCGCUCAGGUCAGCGGCAGGGAGGGAUGCUACGCUGACGGCUGCGAGGAAGGCUGCCACUGUCCCGUGCACACCUACCAGCACCGUGGACUCUGCUUGUCGGAGUGUCCAUGUCUGGUGGAUAAAGAGCUGCUGGCCUCUCUGCAGAGCGUCUCUGUGACACCAGUCGCAUCCCUGCUGUUUCAUAACAUCUCAGAGGAUAUGGAGCUCCAGUCUGGAGAUACGUUUGUCCAUGACUGCAGCGCCUGCGAGUGUGUGCAUGGCAGGUGGAACUGUUCUCUGGAGCACUGUGCUGUACACGGUGCUUUGUCUUCCUGGGGCCCCUGGAGCCCUUGCUCACUAUCCUGCGGUGGUUUGGGGCUCAAAACCCGCUCUAGAGGUUGCACACAGCCCGCCCCGGCCCGUGGAGGGAGAGACUGCCAGGCACGGAGGGAAACGACCUACUGCCAGGCCCCUGACUGUCCAGCUACUGUUGUUCCAACAGAAGAACCAGCCACACCGGAGGAGGACUCUGGGUUCUCUCCCUGGUCGCCGUGGAGUCCUUGCACAAAGACCUGCACCGACGCUCUCAGCCCGGCCCUGAAGUCCCGCCAUCGACAGUGUGUGACACCAGCCUGUUCUGGAAGCUCUCACCAAGAGAAGGCAUGCAACUUGCCCCAGUGUCCAGGCGAGGUGUGUGUAGAGGCCGAGUGUGUGCGAAGGAACUGUUCGUGGACCAAGUGGGCAGAGUGGAGCGCUUGCUCGCGGUCCUGCGGCGUGGGUCAGCAGCAGAGGAUCCGAACGUUCCUGAGCCCCGGAACAAACGGCUCGUGGUGCGAGGACAUCCUCGGAGGAAACGUGGAGCAUCGCUUCUGUAACAUCAAACCCUGCAGAGUUGAUGGAGGCUGGUCCCGGUGGAGUCCGUGGUCGCGCUGUGAUAAGCGUUGCGGCGGCGGACGCUCGAUACGCACUCGCUCCUGCUCUAGUCCUCCACCCAAAAAUGGUGGAAAGAAGUGUGCAGGAGAGAAGAACCAAGUGAAACCUUGCAACACCAAACCGUGCGAUGAUAGAGGGUGCCCACCAGGCCAAGAGUUUGUGAUGUGUGCCAGCCAGUGUCCACAGCGCUGCUCAGACCUCCAGCAGGGCAUAGAGUGCCAGACCAACAGCGAAUGUCAGCCUGGCUGCCGCUGCCCUCAAGGUCAGUUGCAGCAGGACGGGGUGUGUGUGCAGCUGUGGCAGUGUGACUGUGUGGACUCACUGGGGCAGAUUUGGGUGGCCGGCAGCACGCAUCAGGUGGACUGCAACAACUGCACCUGCUCUGACGGACAGCUGCUCUGCAGCAAUGACAGCUGCCAGGCCACCUGUGUUUGGAGCUCCUGGUCCAGCUGGGCUCCUUGCAGUGUUUCCUGUGGACAGGGCCAGAGAACCAGAUACAGACGCUCAGUGUGGGUGACACCUGGCUCCAAGGAGAAUCGACUUGUGGUCGGGGCACACAUGUUCGAACCCGCGCCUGCAUCAACCCCCACACGAAACAAUGGUUCUCACUGCAGCGGGCCAGAGAAAGAAACACAGGACUGUCAGACCCCUCCGUGCCUGGAUGACCUUUGCCCUUGGUCUCCUUGGUCACCGUGCUCCCAGACGUGCGCGGGGUCUGUAUCACGACACAGGGCGUGUGUGUGCGAGCAGGGAGGAGAUGCGGCGUGUCCCCCUGUCGAGGCUGAGAGGAACCGCGUGGAGACGCAGCUGUGCUACAAACAGCCCUGUCCAGGCUGUCCCAUGUCAGCGUGGAGCGUUUGGUCUCAGUGUUCCUGUGCGUCCCAGAGGCAGCAGCGUUACCGUGUAGCGCUCUCUUCACCCACCAGGGGCCAACAGUGCACUCCUGUGGAAACGCAGAGCCGGGCAUGCGGUCUCCAGCCGCUAAGUCUGCGAGCCCGUUUGUUACUCGUCGUGUGGCGCUCCUGUGAGAAGCAGUGUGAACUGCGUGGCCGUGAAGAUCUGUGUCUGGGUGUCAGCGAGUGCACCCUGGCUGUUACUGUCCACAGGGCCUGCUGCAGUAUAAUGGAGCUGUGUUCCCCAGAGAAUGUGGCUGCAUCCACUUGCAGCACCAAGCUCCAGGAGAUCCACCCACGCUGUCACCGUCCCACAGGGGCCACGGUCACCAUAGGCUGCAUCUUUGUCACGAUGGGAGUUUGCCAGUGCGACAUGAGAGAAUGUGAAGUCGUCCUCAGCGAGUGGUCGGGCUGGAACUCGGUGCUCUCCCUGGUGCUGCAGCACAACAGCUCGCAGAUGGUGUCGAUCCAGAGGCGCUUUUCGAGCCUGUUUGGACCUGGAUUCUGGUCUUCCAGUCUCUAA
This is a messenger RNA of Maylandia zebra (zebra mbuna), 14616 nucleotides long. Lineage: Eukaryota; Metazoa; Chordata; Actinopteri; Cichliformes; Cichlidae. The record is from RefSeq and is a predicted model, not a curated record.